AUGAAGGAAAAUGCAGCUUUGUGUGAUCAGGUUGCACAAACGCAGGAGAACCUCGUAGUCGUUAAAGAAGAGAGGCUAUUUCUAUUGAGAAAGUUAUUGCAACAGCAAGGCGAAGUUGAUGCAAGUUCAGUAUUACUAAGAUCACAAAUCAAUAAUAAUUCAUCAUCUGUAAGCUCUGAUGGUAUAACACCUAAAAAGAGUUUGAAAAAACGGAAUUCAACUGAUGUUUCAGACGGAAAAAGCAAACCAAAACGGUACAGUAAAGCAACUCGAAAAGUAGUACAAUUAAUACCAUUGGACGUCCAUGGAAGGCCAAUAUUUCCUAUAAGUUUAGGAGAUCUUACUGUUUAUUCUUUAGGCGAAGUUGUUUCAGAUCGACUCACUUAUCAUUCAGAAGAUGUAAUUUAUCCCGUGGGUUAUUGUAGCACUAGAGUUUUUGCUAGUUUAAGGGACGCGCGGAUCAAAAGUUUGUACACUUGCAAAAUAUUAGAUGGUGGUCCGAAACCGAGAUUCGAAAUUGCUUCUGACAAUGAUCUCGAUCAGCCGCUGGUGGGUUCCAGCCCUGACGAGUGUCAUUCUCGUUUACUAACAGCGAUUUCUUCCGCCUUGUGCUCACUUCCAUCAAAGGGUGCAGAUUUCUUUGGAAUUUCACAUCCUACCAUACAAAAUCUCAUACAAAGUUCGCCAGGAACACGUAAACUCGCUAUGUAUAAACCGCAGCGUUUCGAGGUGAGCAAAAAUCAAAUGGCUGAAAUGGGAGUUACUCCGAUUGUUGAAGAAGAAACAGAUCCGAGUCUCGGAUUUGCUGCAUUGCACCGACAUUUUGCUCUUGCUAGUAGCUACAGAAUCAAAGAAGAACCUAACGAACAAGACUUUUUAGCUUUGCAAGAACUUCUCGCAUGAUCUCUAGUCUGUUUAGUAUUAAUGCAGUUUAUACUUGUAUCAUAAGAUUCUCGUCUGUUUUAUAUGUAAUAAUAAGAAACUUUGAAACAAUGGAAUAGAAAAUUUUUAGUUGCCACAAAUAGGAACGGUAGAAACUUGUAAAUAUAUGCAAAUUUUAAAGCAUUUCUAAGUUCAUAAAUCUUAAAAAUCACGGUUAGCCUCGUUUGAGGGUCUGGUAUGCAUUAAGACUAUUGUAAGACCAGAAAUAAAAGAUUGAUAAACCCAUGUU
This is a messenger RNA of Belonocnema kinseyi, 1171 nucleotides long. RefSeq names its product transforming growth factor beta regulator 1. Bases 1 to 903 code for a protein of 300 amino acids. NCBI's taxonomy places the organism in Eukaryota, Metazoa, Arthropoda, Insecta, Hymenoptera, Cynipidae. Gene Ontology annotation, cellular component: nucleus. The record is from RefSeq and is a predicted model, not a curated record. The transcript has 5 exons. Gene Ontology annotation, biological process: regulation of cell cycle.